Messenger RNA from Durotheca rogersii, 3997 nucleotides. RefSeq lists its product as uncharacterized. Gene Ontology annotation, cellular component: Rpd3S complex. Lineage: Eukaryota; Fungi; Ascomycota; Sordariomycetes; Xylariales; Xylariaceae. Gene Ontology annotation, biological process: regulation of transcription by RNA polymerase II. Bases 259 to 3816 code for a protein of 1185 amino acids. The transcript has 7 exons. The record is from RefSeq and is a predicted model, not a curated record.
GCCGCGUACCUACGACAAAACACCAUCACCGGCAAAAGCGCGACGACACACCCCAAGAUACCCUCGACCCAUGGAUCGACCGCAGAGCCUGGUGCGCAAUUGAUUUGACACGGUAUCGCGCGCAGUGCUGAGCACAGCAGCGAGACCGAAGGCAAAAGGGGUGUUGACCCCCCUCCCCUUUUGAGAAAAAAAAAAAAGAGAGGGAGAGGGAGAAAAAACUUACCGAGAGCAACACACUCAGACAACCGAGAGAGAAGAAUGUCUACCAACAACAAGUCCGUGCGAUCGCGCUUCUCCAGCCCGCUGCACCUCGCGAGCUCUCCCUCCAGCCAUAAUCGAGGUCUUGUUGGCGAAGGUCAAAGGUCAAUCAUGCAGCGCUGGCUCGAGCCGCCGGUACAGAACAAAGCGAGCUUCCAAGAGGCUGGGCUCGUCAGGGGCGGAGUGGUGGAAAACAUGGCUCCUCUGGGUACCUUGCCGAAGGCUGCGGCCCAUAAGAGGUCUCCAGCCAACGGAGAGGUCGUGCCAGCUCCUGCGCCAGUGAAGACCCGUAUCGUGCUGAAGAAGCCGUACGCGGUUACGCCGGUCGAGACUACGCCACGCGCGAGGGAGCAGUCGCAUGACGAGGGUGUCGAAGCGGCUGUCUCGCCCUCGUCACCGCCUCCGCAGCCGGUGCAGCCUGUCUCGAGGGUGGACGACGGCGAGGACGAGGAUUAUGUGCCGCAGAAAACAAAGGCGCGACCGUCCUCCUCCUACAUCCACAUCACCUCCGCCGGCGCCAAUACCCGACGCCACUCUGCCCGGCGACGAAGUGCACGGCCUAGCCCUACCCCCGUCGACACCUCUCCCACCCAUACCGCCACUGCUGCCGCUGCUACUGCUACUCCUGCUGCCGCUGGUGCCGCUCACCCAACGCUCGCCCUCCAUACCACCCGCACCCGUCGUCAUUCCGCAUCGCCUUCUUCACCACCACCGCCGCCAUCAUCAUUUUCAUCCUCGCAACCGCAAUUCCGUCCGCCUCACCCCACCCUCUCCCACGACCCCGACAAAGACUUCGCAGACAAGGUCGUCGAGGCAGCCGUGGACGAGGCUCUCCGCCAUUACCGUUACCCCACUGCCUACGCCCUUCGUUUGCUCUACGACGAAUACGGGUCGGAUUCUCACUUUGUGUCCAUGCUCGAGGACGUCUACUACCAGCGGGCAGACAUAACCACCCUCAAAGAGUUCAACAGACUCCUUUCCGAUAAGAAGAAAGACGGCAAGAAGGACAACAAAGGCUGCUACUACUUCGUGCCCCCCACGACGGCCGGCCGCUUCGCACCGCAUACGCCGAAGCCCGCGCCCUACGGGGACCUGAUCAAGACGGAGAUGGACGCUGGCAUUCGCGAGCAUUUCCGGGACAUCGACCCGGUGGACGCUCACGUGAGCAAGAAGGUCAAGCUCGACCUCGAGACUCACAACGGCGGCGGGGGCAGUCCGGCCAAGGCAAAUGGCCUCAGCGGACGCAACAGGAGUCCGUCAGGCAGGUUAGCUCACAAGUCGCCGCACAAAUCACCUCACAAGUCGCCACAUCACAAGUCAUCGCACAAGUCACCGCACAAGUCACCGCACAAGUCGCCGUACAAAUCGCCUCGGGGAAGGAAGACGCGCUCGGGAUCUCUGAGCAGCAGCUCGUCGCUCUCGUCGGUGCCUGAUGAUGUACCGGAUGACUAUGAGGAGUACAUGGAUCAGGUGGAUGAUGACCUGGGUGUCGCGCGUCCCAUCGCUGCCGAGCCAAAUAAUGCGCAAAUCCCGGCAGGCCCAGACCAGCCAAUCAGCGGCCAGCAGAAGAAACCCGCCGCCAAAAAGAAGGGCGGCGCGCCCAAGCAUUCUCUCCCGCAACACCCAUCCCGUCACCCCUCCCGCGACUCGAGCAUGCCCGCUGCUGUCGUCGCGAACGGCGCCUCCCAUCCUCACCAUCCCCGGCACCCGCCCGCCGGCGCCUUCAAGUUCCCCAGCAAAUUCGGCGACCUUGACGAAUCCCACCAGCUGUCCCAACAAAAGCUGACCAAGAAGCUCGAGACGAGCAAAGCCACCAAGGGCCUCGUCGAAGAGAGCUUCAUCCGCGGGUCGGUCCUGUCAUUCGACGACGAGGACGCAGCCUCAGUGCCGCCUGCACCGCCCCCGCCCGCGGCGGAGCGGAAUCGCUCGUCUCGGACGCCGAUCCUGAGCUCGCGAGCGGCCAGGGCGGCCAAACGAAACCAUGAGGAUCUGGACGACCCCAUCUCUCCUACCGUGUCGUCGUCAUUCAAGGCCGACCUCGAGACGUCCUCUGCACGCAACUCGCGUGCCGCGACGCCAUCGAACCCACGAUCGAACAAGAAGGCCCGGACGGGACUACGCGUAAAGACAUCGCCCAUGAAAAAGAAGGGCACCUCUGCGGGAAUUCCUCGUAGUAGUGGUGACCGACCAAGCCCUGUGGGCAAUGGAGGAGUACCAACCAGCCAGGACGACAAUGACGACUCCUGCUACGCCUGUGGCGGCAACGGUGAUCUUGUCUGCUGCGAUGGAUGCACGUAUUCCUUCCAUUUCCUUUGCAUAGACCCGCCAAUGGACCCGGGCCACAUGCCCGAUGAGUGGUAUUGUAACGAGUGCAAGCACCGCUAUUCUCCGCCCUUUACCGAGCACCAGGGCGUGUUCCGUUCGCUGUUGACUGCCUCGGAGAGGAAGAAUACUCGCUCUUUUCGCCUUCCCGAGGAUGUGAGAGACCUAUUUGAAGGCGUCAGGACCGGGCCCGAGGGCGAAUACGAAGAUAUAGCGCCCCCGAAGCCGAAGGGCAACAAGAAAGGGCCCGAAGAGCCCUUUGACUUUUUCCGUGUCAGAAAUGCCGACGGCCCCGUCUUGUGCCAUCACUGUCAGAAGGCAACCUCGGACAAUCGUCCCAUCAUCCCCUGCUCAGUAUGCGGCCUUAACUGGCACCUCGAGUGCCUAGACCCUCCGCUCGCGGUCCCGCCCGUGCCGCGAACCUGGCGCUGUCCCUGCCACGUCGAGGAGAUGUUGAGCGAGCUUCCCGCGCGACUGGCACCCGCUCAUCGAUACCGCCAGAUCAAGAAUGCUCCGGUCAUCGAACAAGGCUACAGUAGAGGGAUGGCGAACAAUGGGUGGAUAGAAAUCGACAACGACGAUAGCGAAGACGACGCGGACGCUUGGCGACGGCAUAGAGGCUUCGGCCGCAUUCACCGACUGUCUGAGAAGGGCAUCAAGUCUGACUUCAUCUCUCGUGUGCGCCAAAACCGCAAGGGCAGGGCGGCCAGUCGUGCCCCGAUUAGCGACACAUCCGCGAGGCCCGCUCCGGCGACACCAUCUAGGAUUCGCAGCUUAGAUGAACAGCAGGCGGCUCUCAACCUCGCGCAGCUAGCCCGAGGCGAAGGCGAAGGUGCCGGUACAUUAAUUCAAGCGCUGGUGUCCCAAGCCAGCCCUUCCGUGAUUUCUAUGAUGGCGGCAGCGGAUUCUCGUCGCCUCGCUGCAGGCCAUCUGUCCUCCGUCGAUCUGACAUCCCUCGAAGUCAUACUUACUCACGCCGAGUCCCUCACGGCAAGCAUCCGCAAGAUCCUCGAAGGACGUCGAAGUCAGCCGACGCCCGAGAGUACUGCUGCAGACAAUACGGUGCCCGGAGAGACGAAGGCAAAAGCUCCCUCAGCAGGUGACUGCCCCAAGGUUGAUAACACGACCAUUUCCGAAGACGGCCAGCGAGCCCUCGUUGCGCGAGACGACGCCCCCGAUUCCGAAGUCGCUCAGGAGAAGCUUCCGGUCGACGAUUCUGCCAUGCACAGCGACUGAGACGUGAGCAUAUCCUCUAUACGGGCGCGACACUCUCCGCCGCCCCCCUCUUAUUAAUGAUCGGUUUCUUUUUCCAUUUCCCUUCUCCACCUCUCUCGUACCGACCCCUCUACUAGUCUGCCCCGACGCGGCGGCAACAGAAAUUUGUCGACUAUUAUUUCCGACCCACGGUUCCCCCAAC